AUGACGGAUCUGGUCAAGGAGGCAAUGGUAGCUUGGAAAGAAAUACCAAGAGAGACCAAAAGUACACCUGUCGACACAAGCAAAACCAAUUGCACCAUCUCGCGGUCGGAAGAAACUCCACGUGUCAACACAAGGUCAAGGAGGAAGCUCGAAAAGCGAGGCAGGUGUCCUUGGUUGGAACAUAUGGUACAGAAGUCCACGUGGAGGACAGGUAGUGGGAACCCCGAGGAAGUCGACGUGUCAACUGAAUGGCGAACCGCGGAUUACGGGAUAUUUGUGUACGGAAUGGCAUCGGGUGUUGUGCUAUUAGGACAGGUUUUGUAA
Dovyalis caffra is the source of this 324-nucleotide messenger RNA. NCBI's taxonomy places the organism in Eukaryota, Viridiplantae, Streptophyta, Magnoliopsida, Malpighiales, Salicaceae. The record is from the annotation of a GenBank genome assembly.